CGCUUCACAGGGUCGCGCGCUUUCCUCCGUCCGCGUCUCACAUUUAAACCGGGAGCUGUAAAUGCUAUAAAUUACUUUACUGACUGACUUGCUGUGGAGUGGAAAUACACACGAACACUGCGGGGAGCACAGGAACCCUUUCAGUUACUUGGAGCGUUAAACUUCAGCAAGCAUGGACACGUUGUGCACAGGGCAGAGCUGGAGAAUGACAACAAUGGACAACUUAAGGACAUACCUCUGAAACGGUCUCUUUUGGAAUAAAGACAGGCAUAUUUUAAAAGUUGAAUCCCCUCCUUCAUCAGCUGUGAUGGACACAGAAAAUGACACAUGCCACAACAAGCACCACAUCGACCCCAGGACAACUCCCACAAUCAGUGCCGUUAUGUUUGCACUGGGCAUAUUUGGCAACGUGGCUGCUUUAUUGACACUGGAAAUAAGCCGACGUAGAGCUACAAGGGGCAGGGGCAUGCGUCAGUGUUCUUUGUUUCACGUCCUCGUCACAUCACUGGUGGUCACUGACCUGGCUGGGACUUGUUUCGUGAGCCCACUAGUGCAGCUUUCGUACUCUCACAAUACCACGUUGGUGGGAAUGAUGCCGGAAAACCGUGUGGUGUGUUCGUACUUUGGUGUCAGCAUGACCUUCUUCAGCCUGGCCACCAUGUCACUCCUCCUCACGAUGGCAUUAGAAAGGUGCUUUGCCAUUGGCUAUCCCUACCAGUACAAGCAGUAUGUCGGCAAAAAAUGUGCUUAUAUCACAAUCCCAUUUGUGUUUUUGUUGUGUGCUUUAUUCUGUCUACUCCCUUUCACCGGUUUUGGUGAAUAUGUACAAUACUGCCCCGGCACAUGGUGUUUCAUUGACAUGAACCCGAUGAACAGGGAGGACAGGAUUUACGCCAAUGUCUAUGCUAGCAUUAUGCUUGUGCUGGUGCUGGCUAUCGUGGCGUGCAAUGGAUUUGUAGUGUACCACCUGUUCAGGAUGUAUCAGCGUCGGAAGAGGAGUGGAUCAGUGAUGGUGACCACAAGAUCCAAGAGUGACCGCAGGGCCAUGUCCAUGGCUGAGGAGGUGGAGCAUCUCAUCCUGCUGGUUGUCAUGACCAUCAUCUUCAUCAUCUGCACGCUGCCCCUAGUGACUCGUGUGUACAUAAACUCUACAGGACAGUACAACUCAAGGCCAGAGUCUCAUCCUCUGGACCUGAUCGCUCUCCGUUUUAUCUCCAUCAACUCCAUCAUCGACCCCUGGGUCUUCAUCCUGCUCUCUCCCAGCAUGCUGCACUUCUGCUGGGCUUCGGUCUGUCAGGCUCCUCUGGAACUCUCCAGAAGUUCGGUCUUUAAGUGUUCCCUGGCCAAACAGCCGUCUGCCUGCCAAGUAGAACUGAACCACCCGGCUCUGGACUACAGCGAGCAGCUAACGUCAGUCACUGUAGGACACCUAUGACCAUUGCAGAACUUUGACGUGAACACACUAUCGUAUCAUCUUCUGAAUGGGAUUGUGUGGAGAUCACACAGCUGUGAUGAGCAGCAUCUCCCACGCAGGUUUGCACAAGUUAACAGCCACCACUUGAGUCUGAUUGAUGAGCUACUUCAACCACUUUCAUCUGUGCCUCUCACCAUUUGACGAGUGCUUACAGACCUCUCUGGAAGCAUGCUGGCUUCAUUGGAGCUUUAGGUUGCAAGCAUAAAAAUUCAACAUUUUA
Thalassophryne amazonica is the source of this 1694-nucleotide messenger RNA. It is a transcript of the gene ptger2a, whose product is annotated as prostaglandin E receptor 2a (subtype EP2). Gene Ontology annotation, biological process: cellular response to prostaglandin E stimulus; positive regulation of cytosolic calcium ion concentration; inflammatory response. Gene Ontology annotation, cellular component: plasma membrane. The record is from RefSeq and is a predicted model, not a curated record. The transcript has 4 exons. NCBI's taxonomy places the organism in Eukaryota, Metazoa, Chordata, Actinopteri, Batrachoidiformes, Batrachoididae. Bases 308 to 1435 code for a protein of 375 amino acids. Gene Ontology annotation, molecular function: prostaglandin E receptor activity.